GCAUUCACCCAAAACCAGAGGGACAAACAAACACAAGAGGGAGAGAGAGGUCUGAAUGGUAUUCGAUUUGCAGCUAUAGGCAGAGAGAUCGAUCGCAGCAACCCAAAAGACCCCAAUUCCCCCCAAAACCUUGAGCUAGACAGCUCCCACCACCACCACCUCCCGCCCCAAAAUUCUCGCCGAUUUGAAUUCCCUUUCCAUUCCUGGUCUGGUCUUCGAUCAAUCUUAUUCUUCUACUCUGCUUUCCUUUCCUCCAAAAUUCCUUUCUCUUUCCUCAUACCAACAAUCACCUUUUCCACUUAUUCCCCUUUUCGGCUUUGUUGAUCGCUUCGAUCUUCUUUCUCCCCCUUAUUUUAUGUUGCGGCAGAGUUAGUUUUUUUUUGUUUCGGGUUCAGAUUUGACACACAGUGUUCUUUCUUUGGCUGGUGGAAAAUAAUGGGUCGGAUUCAGUUUUGUGAGCAGGGAGCGGCCGCCUCUCUGAGUCUGUCGCCUGUUUGAGGUCGAUUUUCCGGGGUUUCCCCAUCUUUCUGGUUCUGUCUCUGUGGGGGCUCUUUUUGAUGCUAUCUCUGAAGAGUAGAGAUGCGGGAAAGGAGUUAGGUAUUGGCGGUGGUGGGAGGGAGGUGAUGAUGGAGGAAGACACGGAGCUUGAGGAAGGAGAGGCUUGCUCUUACCAUUCUCCUAACAAUGACGAUGACAAUUACACCAUGGACCCCGAUGUUGCCCUCUCUUACCUAGAUGAGAAACUUCAACAUGUCUUGGGGCACUUUCAAAAGGAUUUUGAAGGUGGCGUCUCAGCAGAAAAUUUGGGAGCCAAGUUUGGUGGUUAUGGUUCAUUUUUAUCUAGCCAGCGCUCUCCUGCUUGGUCUCAUCCUCGGGCUCCUCCAAAUGUCCAGCAAAUUAGUAAUUUGUCUAAAUCCCCAAACACUUUACUGCAUGGGGCUAGUCAUCGAAGUUCUGAUUCAUCAGAUGUACCUCAGGCAGUAAGGCCUGGUCCUACUUCUGCUGGUGCAGUAUUACCGCCCUUAACAAAAAUGCCAUCCUUGACUGUGGCUUCACCCAACCAAGAACGCCGCAUGCCAUCUGCUCAUAUUUCUGAGGAAGUGAUAGGUCGUGAAACCUUAACUAAGAAGUCUGGCAGUUUACCGGACCCGAAGAUGCUUAAGUUUCGCAUAAAAGUCGGCUCUGAUAACUUGUCAACACAAACAAAUGAUGCUCUCUAUAGUGGUCUUGGCCUUACUGUCUCUCCAUCUUCAUCAAUGGAGGAUAGUCCCUCUGAAAGUGAAGAGAUGUCUCAUGAACUUCACCAUGCCUCAUUAGAAUCUCCUGCUCAUAUUAUUCGGAUAAUGACUUCUUUCCCAGUGCAUGGAGGGCUUUUAUUAUCACCUCUUCCUGAUCUUCUGAUUUGCUUGACGGAAAAAGAAAGGAUUCCAAGGGAUGGUGGAUCCAUAUCUGUUUCAAAGCUUAGUAAAAGAGUUCUUGCUAAUGGUAAAAUGAAGUUGCUGGAGAGGUGUGAGAUUUCUUCAGAAUCAAAAAAUGACUAUAAAAAGGUUUCUGAAAGUGAUAUCGAGAUUGCAUCAAGGAAGGAGAUGGUCCUUGACAGUCUAGCAUGUGAUCGACUAGUAUCCCAUACCUUAAGGCUGCCACUGCUAUCUAGCUCAUAUUCUACCUCAGGUGAAACUGUAAAAGGCUCGGGGAUGGCUUCUAAUUCAUCAAAGGAAGUAUGCAAGGAUGGUGUGCAGGACAAUGCUGGUAUUGGUCCGGAAAAGGUGCCAUUCAUUCCAAUGGCUUCCCUGGAGGAUGGCUGCAUUGUAAAUUCCAUGGCCACUACGUCUGAAGAUUGGGAAGAUAAGAAAGACGAAUCUUUUGAUAGUGCUUCUGAAUGUUCCAGGAAAGUUGGCCCUUGCAAAAGAGGAAAAUCUUUCAACAUGGUGAAAAUCGAUGCCAAUAUUUCUAAAGUUGGUAAACCUGCGAGAGCCGAGUCAACUGAAUCGAUAAAGCAUAAGGCUGACCAGAAAAAUACAUCCCAGAAAUUUGAAGGUGAAACGUUGAUUCCCAGUAAAGAGUGUUUGGCUUCAGAAGGAAAGAAGAAACCAAAGAAAAGUCAGAGUCAUGGUAAUAUAGUCUCAGAAAUAUCAAAGGCAGGCUCUAUUACUGGCCCUUAUUCAGUAGCAAGAAUUCGGAAGGAUUCUCAUGUUGACGAUUCAACAGAGGGGGAGUUAGAGGACCGCAAAGUCCAGAAAAAUGCUGGAGAAUUUGAAGACCGGUAUCAUGAAUUUUUUGGGGACAUGGAACUAGAACAAGGGGACAUCCAUCCUAGUCGAUCAGAAACAAGUCGUGCGGAUAGGGUGAGGGGUUCACGAGUUGUUGAAAAAGAAACCAAUAGGAUUAGUAAAUCACUGAUCGAGAGAUCAAAUGCAAAGAAAAUUGAUAAGAUGUUAGCAUCAGAGGCAUAUUGCAAGGCAGGUUCAAGUGCUUCUUUGCACCCUCAAAAUGUGCCUGCAUUGGAUGCUGCUCCUGUAUGUACAGAUCCUCUCGUGACAGAAGAUGAUCAUUGGGUUUGUUGUGAUAAGUGUCAGACGUGGAGACUUCUUCCAUUUGGAAAGAAUCCUGAUGACUUGCCGGAUAAGUGGCUAUGCGAAAUGCUUGACUGGUUGCCGGACAUGAAUAGAUGUGAUUUUACUGAGGAGCAAACUACUGAGGCUCUCAUUGCAUCAUACCGAGCUGCUGCUCCACAUGGUCAAAGUGGUCCAGCUGGCAAUUCUGGUGGGCCUAUCACCGAGGGAACCUUGCGCAGUGUUCGAACCCAUGAUGCGAUUGCUGCUAGCCGGAAGAAGAAGCAUGCUUUGAGAGAGCCAUCCAAUAUAGCAGAUAAAGAUGGCUCAAUACAGCUACCCAAUUCUGCAAAGAAAGCAAUGCCAACUUUUGUGCCAAAUGUAAGCAUAAGCGAGGUGAGUCGGUCUCCUAGGAUCAGUGAACCUGAAUUGCUGAAGUCUAGCAGAUCUAGUGACACAGCCAUGGGAAACAAGAAUCCUAAGCUGAAAGAGAAGCACAAAGUGCUUGACAACUUUUCUGUUGGAGGUGAAUCUCGUCAACCAAAGAUGAGAAGCAAAAGGGUACCUGAUGAAGAUGUAGUUAGAGCAUCCAAGAAGGCAAAGGCUGAAGAUUUGUCAGAAGAUCCAAUGUCUGAUUAUGUGUCUGAAAAGAAUGGUCCUAGCAUUCCCUCUGGCAAACUGCCGCCCAAAGAUUCUGAUUGGACUUCUUCUAGGGACUCGAAGAAUGAGCAAAAGAAUCAGAAAAAUGUCUCUGCUAAAAAGCCGAAGGAGGGAGUUCAGGUUACAUUGGAUGUUCGCUCCAUGGAAAAGAGGAAGCAUAAGGAUGGUGAAAUUGUGAAAAAAAGGAAAGCAAAUGGUGACUUUGAUGCAAAUUUGCGACCACCUUCCCCUUUGGCUACAGAAUCCCUUCUCCAGGAUGGUGGAAUCAUGGCAAAGGAAGAUCUCAGUGAUAGUGACUUCAGGAAGGAGAAGAAGGCACGGUUAUCCAGUUCUAUGGGAAAGGAGGUCAGUACUGGUGAAGGUGAUGGUAGAACAGAGAAGAAGGGCAGUCAUGGAAGAAAACUGCUAUCAAGGCGAGAUUUAGGAAGCACAUUGUCACAGAGGAGUUUGGAUGCUGCUGAGUGUUCGAAGAAAGAUUCCGGGAAUCGACAUCUGUCAGUGGCUGCUACCUCUAGCUCUUCUAAGGUUUCUGGGUCCCACAAGACGAAAGGCAACACCCUGGAUACAAAAGGCUCCCCAGUAGAAUCAGUUUCAUCGUUACCUAUAGGAACACCAAAACCAGAUAAACUUGUAGCUGCAGCAAGAAACUCCGAGAGGCAUGUUAUCAGAGAGGGGAAGAAAGAUAAAAAUAUUGAUUUGGGUCGUCAUGGGUCUCUUGAGCCUUCUUACGUUGAUUUUCCAGAGGACUUUAGUCAAGGUUUACCAUCUGCAAAAGCUAAGCAACAGAGUGUGCUUACUUCUACAAAUCAACAGAUCAUAAGUGCCACUACAAAUUCCUCUGAUAAAUAUACUCAGCAUCAGAGCAGGUCAGAAAAUAUGGACAAACACCACAAUGAUGAGAGGCCAAACGGAAAUCAUUCUCAAUCAAAUGGAUAUCUCGCAAGGAAGUCCUCGAAUGAAACAUCAUCUUCAAGGUCCAAGGACCAAAGUCUUGAUUCUUCAGAGAAGGUAAAACCUAGAGUUUCUGAUUCUACUACAGAGCAUGUAGUGUCUUUUGGAGUAAAACCGGGGGAUAGCCAAAACAAGGCAGAUGAGAAAAUUGGUUUCAAAUCUGAAAAAAAAGAGAGUAGACACCUAGAUAAGAGCUCUGCAGGACUAUUGCUUGUAGGGAAUGGCAAAACAGAUGCUCGCCCAAACUUAGGUGGCCGCAAUGAUCCAGGUGAUAAAUGUCCUGCUACUAUUACUGAUGAUGCAAAAGUGAGUUUACCACUGGAAGGCCAGAUGAGCUCAGGUAAAGAGAAGGCAAUAACAGCAAAUCCAUGUGGGUUAAUUCAAGAAGAGAAAUCACUCUCCGUUCCUGGUAUGCAAAAAGGAAAUGGAGGGAGGGUUUUGUCUGUUAGUGCCUCCGGCGGUGACAAUCCAUCCAAGCCACAGAAGCAGUCCAGGAAAGUUAACCAUCCCCCAAAUGGGAUAAAUCACAGCUCAGGGAACCAGAUAUCAAACGGGCAAAGGAUCAGGGAUCAUGAUGCCCCGAGUCCAGUCAAAAGGGAUUCCUCCAGUCAGGCUGCCAACAAUGCUUUGAAAGAGGCUAAAAAUCUAAAGCACCUGGCAGACCGUCUGAAGAACUCUGGGUCAGCUCAGGAAAGUACAAGGCUUUACUUUGAGGCAAGCCUGAAGUUUCUUCAUGGAGCCUCACUCUUGGAAUCUGGAAGCAAUGAAAAUGCGAAAGAUAUGAUCCAGUCAAUGCAAAUCUAUACUAGCACUGCCAAACUCUGCGAGUUUUGUGCCCAUGAAUAUGAGAAGUCUAGAGACAUGGCUGCUGCUGCUCUUGCCUACAAAUGCAUGGAGGUGGCAUACCUGAGGGUAAUUCAUUGUUCGCAUUCCAGUGCAAACAGAGAUAGACAUGAGUUACAAAUGGCUUUACAGAUGAUUCCUACAGGUGAGUCACCUUCCUCUUCUGCCUCUGAUAUUGAUAACUUGAAUCACCCAACAUCAGUGGAUAAAGUAACCUUAGGAAAAGGUAUCAGCUCACCUCAAGUUAUGGGAGGUACCAUCAUUGCUGCCCGAAAUCGCACCAAUGUUUCCCGGCUGCUCACUUUUGCACAGAAUGUUAACUUUGCAAUGGAAGCAUCAAGAAAAUCACGGGUGGCUUUUGCAGCUGCUAGCAUAAGCUUGGGAGACUACCAAAGCAGGGAGGGUAUUACUUCCAUUAAAACAGCUCUUGAUUUCAGCUUCCAUGAUGUAGAAGGAUUACUACGUCUAAUACGGCUUGCAGUUGAAGCUAUUGGCCGAUAAUUAAUGGAUGCUUGUGUUUGGAGAUGAUAUCAAUUGUGAAUGAAGCUUUCUUCAGCUGGUAUUCUUUUGGAAUCAAGCUUCCCACAACGCUAGAGAGCCCGGGCUUACUGUGUUGCAGUCUUUGAUCAAUCUGCCUUGAGAUCGCGAAUUCCUGUUGGCUCAUGUACAUAAUACACAAUUUUGGAUUUUAAGUACACAUCUUGCCUGGAAACUGGAGAAGGAUGGUAUUGAACUUCAGCCAAAUGUUUUUGAAGACUGUACAUUUAGGCUAUUUUGAGGUCCAACGUGAUUUAGACCCAGAUGUGCCGAACCGAGAAAGUCCAUACGAGGUUUUAGAUUCUUGAUGGACAGAGUUUCCCAUUACCUUAGCAAUGGUUUUAGCCAAGAGGGAUUUCAGGUCUGAUGCUUGCUGUUCUCGUGCCGGGGCAACAUUUGAUUGUUGGAGGAGUAUGGUUUGUAAUUCAUUGUAAUCCAGCUUAGACCUAUGACCAAUGCUGGUAGUUUCAUUGGUGAGAGCAUCAUGUACUGAGGAUCGGUAACCUGAAUGGCACCGCAGAUUAUUUGACCCCGAGGAUAUAUUGUUGCAGCAGGAACAUUUUUGCCUGUUCUUUUCUUAAUAAAGACAUGUAGGAAUAAGUUGAAUGACUUAUUUUUUAGAGGGAAAUAAUAAAGCGGCAGAAUGAGCUGGAGAGUUGCUGCUUGAUAAAAAGGGAUGGAGGAUCUAUCCUUGGACAUCCCGUCAUUGCAAAAGACCCAAACAGGUAAAAGUUAGCCUGGUGGUUCUCGGUUCUGAUUUGCAGAUCUAGGUUGGCGCACACUCGUGAUUGGCUAUCGUUUAUAGGAAUGCUUGCGUGAGGUCUAAGGUACCAUACCUGCGAUUCCAGUAGGUGUUGGUGUCUUGAGGCUAUAUUAUGAGAACUUUCUUGGCGAUGGAGGAUCUCUCUGCCCUUCCUCUGCAUUAAGGGUAUGUGUGUGGGCGUAGGUUUAGUCCAUAUGAUAAGUUGCUGUAAAUAAGCCGGUGCCAUAAGUAACUGGAAGUAAUUCUGACAACCGUAGAUUCUGUGUACAGUAGUUGAAUUAGAAUCAGGUAUAGUACUCAUUUAUCAGUCAACAUUUUUGGAAAAAAUAAGAACACCAGUAGGUACAAGGAAUGUGCUUUCGGCUGGAUGUAUGGUUGAGCUUAGUAACAAUGAAUUGCGUCUUGGACCUCAAUCCCUCUAUCAAGACUUAAUGUAUGUUCCUGACCAGUCCUGUGAAAGAGGUUAGGAGAACAUAUAGGGUUAUGAAAUUCUAAAGAAGUAAAGAUGAGAAAUGUUGUAAUGAAGGAUGGCAAAAAUAUCGCCGUUACCGUGGAUAUCCGCCCGAAUCCGGCCUAAUCGGGUAGGGUAAAAUCCUAACCCGAAGGACUUUUAGUGGGUACGGGUAAAACUCGAACCCGAAUAUUGUGGGUAAUGGGUGGGUCUGGUUUUCUCACUAUCUAGCCCGAACCCGCCCGAUUAUAACAUGUAUAUGUAUUUUGUCUAUAAAUAAUCAUUAAUUUUCUCUAACAUAUUUUAUAUUUAGC
This is a messenger RNA of Linum tenue, 7071 nucleotides long. The record is from the annotation of a GenBank genome assembly. NCBI's taxonomy places the organism in Eukaryota, Viridiplantae, Streptophyta, Magnoliopsida, Malpighiales, Linaceae.